AUGAUCCGCUCGACGCAAAUAGCCCGCCUCGACGGGCUCAUGCUCUGCGCCUCGGUCGACGACGAGGCCACCGAGUCCUCCCUCUCCGAGGUGAAGUCGCAGGUGAAGCUCGUCCUGCGGCGGCUGAGCCGCAACUCGGAGCCGCAGGCCUCCAUCGAGUCCGGCAGCCACUGCCUGCACUACCUCAUCGCCGCCGACGUCGUCUACGUCUGCAUCGCCGACAAGUCGUACCCGCGCAAGCUCGCAUUCACCUACCUCUCCGACCUGGCCGCCGAGUUCGCGGGCACCUACCCGGCCCAGCAGCUCCUGUCGCCCACCCUGCGGCCCUACGCCUUCAUGGAGUUCGACACCUUCAUCUCCAAGACCAAGGCGACCUACAGCGACACGCGCGCGACGCAGAACCUCGACAAGCUCAACGACGAGCUGCGCGACGUGACAAAAGUCAUGACCAAGAACAUCGAGGACCUGCUCUACCGCGGCGACAGCCUCGAGCGCAUGGGCGAGCUGAGCAGCCGCCUGCGCGACGACAGCAAAAAGUACCGCCGCGCCGCCGUGCGCAUCAACUGGGAGCUCAUGCUCAAGCAGUACGGCCCCUUCGGCGCCCUGGGCCUCAUCAUAAUCUUUUUCAUUUACUGGAGGUUUUUCUAG
Thyridium curvatum is the source of this 648-nucleotide messenger RNA. RefSeq lists its product as uncharacterized. The record is from RefSeq and is a predicted model, not a curated record. Gene Ontology annotation, biological process: endoplasmic reticulum to Golgi vesicle-mediated transport; vesicle fusion with Golgi apparatus; retrograde vesicle-mediated transport, Golgi to endoplasmic reticulum. NCBI's taxonomy places the organism in Eukaryota, Fungi, Ascomycota, Sordariomycetes, Thyridiales, Thyridiaceae. The transcript has a single exon. Gene Ontology annotation, molecular function: SNAP receptor activity. The coding region runs from base 1 to 648 and encodes 215 amino acids. Gene Ontology annotation, cellular component: endoplasmic reticulum-Golgi intermediate compartment; Golgi membrane; endoplasmic reticulum membrane.